AUACCUUCGUCUACAAAAUGCAUAAAAAUUAAAAACAAACAAAUAAUCAACAAAUGCUAUUCAUUGAAGAUUUAAACAAAAUAUAAUUAAAAAUAUAUAAUGAGUGGUCCAAACGGGAUGUUGUACGGCGGCGACGAGAUAGGCGCGUUAGUGUUUGACCCCGGACAUCAUUCUUUGCGUGUCGGCUAUGCUCAAGAAGAUACUCCGAAAGCUGAUAUCCCGGCAGUGGUUGGCGUGGGACCAGCAACCCAUAUCCCAGAGCCAGAGGAGAAGGUUCCUGAUGGCAACGUAACACAAAGUGGUACAAAAACAAAUGAUCUGAGAUACUACAUCGAUGUGACAGAGCUGCAUGUGCCGCGGCCCAACAUGGAAGUGCAGACAUACAUGAAAGACGGACAGAUUGACAACUGGGACCUGUUUGAGAGGAUGCUCGAUUACUGUUACACAAAAGUGAUAAGAUCUCCAUCUGAGCAUCAUCCAGCACUAUUCACAGAAGCAGUGUGGACCUCCCGCCCUGCCAGGGAGAAGCUGGCUGAGCUCAUCUUUGAGAAAUACCAAGCACCAGCUUUCUUUCUUGUCAAGAAUGCAGUACUGGCAGCGUUUGCCAAUGGCAAGUCCACAGCCCUGGUAAUUGAUGCGGGCGCCAGUCAGACUUCUGCUGUGCCAGUUAUAGAUGGAUACGCGCUAGUGAGCGCGGCGGCGCGGUCUCCGAUCGGCGGCGACCACCUCGUGGCGCAGGCCAAGCACAUGCUCGCCAACAUGCACAUACAGAUGCUGCCCAUAUACAGCAUAGCGAGUAAAGAGGUGAUCAGAGAGCGCGAGAGGCCGCGGUACACGGUGAAGACGCUGCCCGCCGGCCUGACCCACUCCUGGCAGCAGUACAUGCUCAAACGGCAGUACGAGGACUUCUGCCACUGUGUCGCACAGUCGUCGGAAUCUGCGUACGACGAGCGCACAGCGGCGUCGGUGCCGGGCCUCCACUACGAGUUCCCCGGCGGGUACCACCAGGACUUCGGUCCAGAGCGGUUCAAGCUCACCGAGACGCUGUUCGAAAGCACGUUGUCUGCUCCACAUUUGGCGUGCGCGGCGUGCGGCGCGUGCGACGCGGAGGCGCGGCCGGCGCUGUGGGCGGGCGUGCUGUGCGUGGGCGGCGGCGCGUGCCUGGGCGGCUGGCCGGAGCGCGUGGCGCGGGAGCUGUCCGCGCGCGCGCCGUCGUCGCACCGGCUGAAGACGCACGCCGCGCCGUCGCACGCCGAGCGCCGCUUCGCCGCGUGGAUCGGCGGCUCCGUGCUCGCCUCCAUCGGCUCCUUCCAGCAGAUGUGGAUCUCCGCGCAGGAGUACGACGACGCCGGCAAGGGACAGUUGGACAGGAAGUGCCCGUGAAAUAAUUAUCUGUCGCACCGUGAUCACCGAGAAUCAUCGUUGGUGCAUCUAGAAUCUUUCAAAAAUAGUGAAAAAUGUUUAUUAACCGCCGAUUCUAAAGAACAAUCUCAACUGCUAACUACUCAUAAAUAGAAUAUUAAAAUAACUCAUCUAGAAGCAUGAUAAACAAACUAUUCUAAUUGGUAAAUUUUCGCUACAAAUGCAACAGUAGCGGGUAAGAUUCUUUAUAGGAAUUGUUAAUUACUGUGAGAAUACCAUUGUUUUCUAAAAAAAACUUGUGUAAAUUUUAUAUCAAUGAGUAUUACUCAAAAUAAAUAUACGCAACGAAAUAGUAUUUACAAAAUAUUACGACGAAUAAUUCUGUUUUAGACAGAAAAACAUAUAUUUCGUUACGUACAUAUAUUUUGAGAAAUAUUCUAAAUCCGAAUCCGAAUAAAUGUUUUCCACUACUCUUGAAACACCCUGUAUAGGUAUAAGGACUACUAUUUAUAGUUUAAGUUUUAAACUAGUGUAGAAAUUGCCGUUUUGGUCUAUUUUCUUACUGGCAACAGUUUACGCGCAAUAUCUUUCACCUUCUGUAAGUUAGGGACAGAGGUCAGGCAAAGUUUUAUUACGAGAUUCAUUAACAAUAUAAAUAUCUCUUUUCGCCCGCUCACUUACUCGAGGUGACUAACAUUUGCGCGUGGACUAUGCAUUUCAAUUUUUAUCAAUGUUGACCAUAAAAUCGGUCAUUUUAUUACACUGACAUUGUCUCGCCGUGUCCGUCUGUAUGUAUAAAAAUAAAAGAUGAUUUUAAAUAUUGAA
Manduca sexta (tobacco hornworm) is the source of this 2187-nucleotide messenger RNA. RefSeq names its product actin-like protein 6A. Gene Ontology annotation, cellular component: SWI/SNF complex; NuA4 histone acetyltransferase complex. The record is from RefSeq and is a predicted model, not a curated record. Gene Ontology annotation, molecular function: chromatin binding. Gene Ontology annotation, biological process: nervous system development; regulation of transcription by RNA polymerase II. NCBI's taxonomy places the organism in Eukaryota, Metazoa, Arthropoda, Insecta, Lepidoptera, Sphingidae.